Molecule: messenger RNA, 758 nt
Organism: Oncorhynchus gorbuscha (pink salmon)
Lineage: Eukaryota; Metazoa; Chordata; Actinopteri; Salmoniformes; Salmonidae
Product: growth arrest-specific protein 7-like
Exons: 5
Coding region: 139-462 (107 amino acids)
Molecular function (GO): protein binding
Source: RefSeq, a predicted model, not a curated record
AGAACCCAUAUGUGUGACAAAUGUUUCCUCCUCCUGGUUCUAAAAGAACCUUGUCCCACUCAGUGUUCACUGUGACUAGUUAACGGACACUUCUCUCAUUUGGCUGUUUGCUUCCUGACGACGUAGUCUUAGCCCAACAUGAAGCCAGCGGCCACCAGCCCUGCACCGGGGGAUGAGAGUAAGAGUGUCCCUCUUCCCCAAGGCUGGAGAGGUUACAAGUCACCCGAGGGAUGCAGGUACUAUGUCAACACCGGCAGCAAAGGUGUUCUUCCAGAAACAACAUGGGAACGGCCCUCUGCUACUUAUGGAACCCCAGUGAGACCACCGGCACAAAGAAACUCCUUACCAGAAGUCAAUGGAACACGUUACACCACAGGAAGAGCUAUGCAUCCCACGGACCCCCCUGGCGUGCCCCUACGGAGAACCACUAUGGACAAACAGUCCUGCUUUGAGCAGCUAUGAACCUGGGCCAAGAAGUAUUACACGCCAACCCACGUGACUAAUUACCCAGCGAUAGUGAGUACCCCGUCAUCAGCUAACGGGAGAAUACAUGGACAGAUUUGGGCCAUAUGGGCAGCUGAGAUUUGGACCACGCCGCAGGGUUUGUUGACAGAUGUUGUAAGGACAACAGCAAGAUAAUCUUCAUAGCUCAAACUGGGAGAACUGGGCGUCCUGGGCUUCUGGGAAAGUCCGCUGGCUGGAUUGCCGCGCUCCGAGCAGCCCGGACACAUCGGUAGGUGCUGGUCAACGGCGCCAUG